ACGAGAGCAAGAAAUCAAUACAGCACGACGAGAUGAGAUUUUCGUGCCGAGCCGGAAUAUAACAUCGUCCUGUCCCAAAUACAACAUUCAACAUAAAGGAAUAUAGGAAAUGCUAACAAAAGUGAAUUGUGCAUCUUGUCAAUGUUUCCUGAUACGUCUCUCUGCAAAUCUUACCGUUUUGCACAUCAUGCUUUUCCUUCUCUCCUGGAUAAUUUCAUCAUUAAUAAUUAUUAAUUAUUAAUUAUAAAUACGAAGAAGGGAAUAUACAAGUGUCCGAAUGCAUAUUCAAUGCACAUGUAAAAAUCUGGACGUGCAAAACUUGAAAAGUUACCAUGCACUUGAUUUUUAACCUUGGUCAUUGGUAGUAGAUGGGUAAGUUGUAUGUAAGUGGAAAUAUGUGGGUGGAGAUAUGCACUUUUUGAUUAACAUCUGACUACGUUGACCCCGAUUCUACGAUUCGGAUUGCACUCACAAAAUAUCCACGCCUGAUUAAAUAAAAAAUCUCAGAAUCCAUGAAUUUGUCUUCAAAAUCGUGUCAAAAUCCUAUAAUUUGCAUGAUAAUAUUUGUGCAUGCAAAAAAUUGCAUCAACUACAUACUCCUCUGGGUGAAUAGAAACGAUGACUGGCGGCAAGAAGAAGUUCGACACCCGUUUUCUACCAUGUGCACAAUUCCCAACUAAAUUUUUGAGUCAUAUUAAUUUCAAACCCUGAAAUUAAAAAUACCGACGACUUUAAAAACUUGCUUCUCAUCGUUACAGGCUUUGCUAGGAAUUAGAAUAUAACCGUUUUACUAGGUUUGAGAACAAUGUCGGACGACGAAUUUGCGGAGGACGAUGGACUGUAUGAUGAAGACGGACUACUAAAAGAUGAGGGCGAUUUCAGAGAUAAGUCCAACCUCAUCAACUCUGUUCACAAGAUCUUUGACAUCAAAAAAAAAGGACGUGGAGCAAUCCGACACGAAGCGGUGAAGGAUGUGGAGGAAUUUGUCGCUGUCAAGAGACGUUCUGGUCCUGGGUCAUCCCUGAACAAGUUGUUGGAAUCGGUGAAGCAGAGUGGAGAAGAAAAGACGGUGGAUAAAGUAUCCAAGUUGGUCAAGGCUCCAUCACUCAAGUCGUUAAAAACAUUAGAGACCCCUCUCGAAAAACCACAAGCACUCAAAGCAAAACGUACAGUAUUGUAUGAGAAUGCGAAACGAGAUCUGAGUCGAUUCAACCCAAUUGUAUAUCAUAAUCGUGUCGCCGAUCAACUUGUUUAUCCUCUCAAUGCUGGCAAGAAAGCCCUCAAACUCAGCUCAACUGAACGUGUUGCUGACUCGAUUCCAAUGACACCGCUGGAAGAAGAAAUGGCCCGCGUCUUGUACGGAGAAGAGUACGUGAAACAGAAGAAGGCAGAGCUUGAAAAACCCAAAGGGCCAUCAGACGCAGAAGCGUAUGCACUUUCCGUGGAGGAAGCGUUGAACAUGCACAGUGAAAUGGCACGACUUCGGGCUCAACAGUCGUACAAAAUGGCGAAGGCGAAGCGUCAGAAUAAAAUCAAGAGCAAAAAGUAUCAUCGGCUCUUGAGAAAGGAGAAAAUCCGAAAGCAAUUGAAAGAAUUUGAGGAGAUGCAGAAGAAGGAUCCGGAAGGGGCCAUGUUGAAAUUGGAAGAACUGAAUAAAUCCAGAGUGGAGGAACGGAUGAGUUUGAAACAUCGGAACACGUCAAAGUGGGCAAAGAUGCAUGCAGCGAGGGCAAAGUACAAUAAGGAUAGUAGAAUUGCUCUCUCAGAACAGUUGAAAAUUAGUAAAGACCUCACUCAGAAAGUUGAGGAAUCUGACAGUGAUGACGAUGACUUAGAGUGUGAUAUUCCUCACCUAGUAAAGUCCUCCUUGGACAAUCCGUGGAUGUUGAGACCCGAAGUUAGAGACAGUGAUAAGCUGAACGUGUAUUAUUCUGGGUACAAGAAGCUUUGGGAGGAAAUAAACGAGAAAAAGGAUAAGGAGAGAAAGCGACAAGAAGUGCAAACAAUAAAGAAUAAGCAACAUGUCAAAAAACUGGGAGAUGAGUUUCAAAAUGACAAUAUCGAGAGUGAGGACCUAUUAGUGGAGGAUAAUGAAACGGAUAAAAGUGGUCUUGACCCCGAGUCUUCAGCAGCAAAAUCUGCACAAGAACGAAAAGCUGAGAAGAAAAAGAAAUUACGACAAAAGCAGAAAAAUAAUAAAGCCAAGAAGAAAAUAAUUGUUCCUGAGACUACAACAUCUACAACAACCGUAGUUUACGACAAUGAUGAUCCAGAUUUUACUGAACUAGAUCUCGACAUUAUGAUUGAAGAAGCGGAAGACAAAAUUAAGGACGAAGCGAUUAGAAAACUCAGAAAGUUGUCAAAAGUAGAAAAACUAGAGAAAAAGAAGAGCGAGCAACAAUCCAAGCGUGCAGCGAAACGAACGAAAAAUAAAUCAAAGGAAAUGAUGAGGGGGGAUGCGGACGAGAUUCGAGAUUUGGAUGUAGACUCGGCUGAACAAUUAUUGGAAAAUGUUGGCGGAGAAACAGGCGCAUCACUGGCUUUAACCUCAGUAAACGGAGGCGUAGGAAGACAGAUUAACCCCGAUAAGCAAGACACGAGCAAAGUUAUUAUAGAUCCCAACAACUAUUUGAAAAUAACCAAGAAGGCUGGAGGGAAGAAAGCUAAAUUUGAUGGAAACGGUAUGAAUAAAGUAGAGUUUGAUGCCUUUCUCAACAAUGAAGCUGCUUCUUCUGGCGAAGACGAUGAUGAUGACGACGAUCAAAGAAAAUUGAUUGCUGAAGCAUUUGAAGAUGACGAUGUCGUAGAUGAAUUCCGACUCCGAAAGGAGGAGGAAAUAGAUGCCUUGAAGCCAAAAGAUGUCGACCUGUGUCUUCCCGGGUGGGGAGAAUGGGGUGGAAAGGGGAUCGUUCCAAACCCCAAGAAACGGAAAAGGUUCCUCAUCAAAGCAGCCCCUCUCCCUCCGAGAAAAGAUGCCGCCUUGUCUCAUGUCAUUCUGAACGAAGAGGUUGGGGAGAAGGUGAAGGAGCAUUUGGUUCGGGAGCUGCCAUUUCCUUUCAAACGUGUCAAGGAUUACGAGAAGACCAUCCGAGCACCCGUAGGUCGAACUUGGCUUCCGGAACAGGCCACGAAGGAUUUGGUUGCGCCCAGAGUAAUCACACGUCUCGGAGCCAUAAUUGAGCCCUUGGACGAGGACGUUCUACCCAAAAUGAAGGGUGGAUCGCUAAAAGUUCCAAUUUCUAUCAAACGCCUUGCUCGCGUUAAAAAAAUAGCGUCUAAAUAAAUAUUUUUCAGAUUUCCAUAUGAAAAGUGACAUGAUGAUUAGAUUAGAAAAGUUGGUACAUAAUAAAACCGUAAUCUUUAUGUCCA
Molecule: messenger RNA, 3369 nt
Organism: Folsomia candida
Lineage: Eukaryota; Metazoa; Arthropoda; Collembola; Entomobryomorpha; Isotomidae
Product: U3 small nucleolar RNA-associated protein 14 homolog A
Exons: 6
Coding region: 806-3283 (825 amino acids)
Biological process (GO): rRNA processing
Cellular component (GO): small-subunit processome; nucleolus
Source: RefSeq, a predicted model, not a curated record